AUGAAUAUUAUCUGCUGGAAUGCUCGGGGCUUGAGCAAUCCGAGAGCAUUCCGUCAACUUCGCAUGCUCGUUUCUCAUCAUAGUCCUGAUGUUGUUUUUAUUAUGGAGUCAAAGCUUAGAAUAGGGUCUCUUUCUAAAUUCCGUAAUGUAUUAAAGUUUCCUAAUGGUAUUGAAGUUCCUAGAGUUGGUCUUAGUGGGGGUCUUUUAUUUCUUUGGAAAUCUAAUGUAAAUGUAACUAUGAUUAAUUAUGGUAUAAACUUUGUUGAUUGUUACAUGGGUUUUGUUGAUGGUCCUUCUUGGCACUUUUCGGGAUUCUAUGGUGCUCCCUCUAUUUCUCAGAGGCAAUUCACUUGGGAAUUGCUAAAAAAAUUAAAAGAUACUGCUCCUUUAUACCCGUGGCUUGUCAUGGGCGAUUUUAAUGAAGUCCUCUCUCAAAGUGAUAAACUUGGUGGUCCAUUACGUUGUGAAAACCAGAUUGAUGCUUUCCGAGAUGCCAUUGAUUUUUGUGAACUUCAUGAUCUACCUUACAAUGGUGAUAGAUUUACUUUGCACAAUAACCAUUCUCAAACUUCAAAUGUUAAGGAAAGACUUGACUAUGGGUUCACUAAUACUUUCUGGGCUGAUUCAUUUAUUACUCAACCUGUUUCUCAUUUGGAUUUCUUUGGUUCGGAUCACAGAGCCUUGUUGUUUUCGGUUGCCAUCCCCAAUGUGCAAUCACAGCCGAGAUUCAAGUCAAGAUUCAGGUUUGAACAAAUCUGGUUGCAGGAGGAAAAAUGUCAUGAUAUUAUACUGGAACAGUGGAAGAAUUCGGCUACUGACCCUACUAAUCAGGUGCUGCAAAAUAUUUCUAAUUGUGCAUCUCAGCUUCAGCGUUGGCACCAUUCAAAGUUCAGUGAUAUGCCGAAAAAAAUCAAGCUUUCCCAAGAUAAAGUGGCUGCUCUUAAUAAUAAACAUGACACGAGUAUUGAACAUUUUGAAGAGCUUCGCAUGAGUGAAUCAAUCCUUGAUGAGUUACUAACUAAAGAAGAGGAAUACUGGAAGCAAAGAUCAAGAAUUUCAUGGUUGCAAUCCGGUGAUUCUAACACCAAAUUUUUCCAUCAAAAGGCUUCUAGCAGGCGGUCCAAUAAUACUAUUCGUAUGCUGAUUGACGAACAUGGAAUUGAACAUUCAUCUCCUGCUGAUAUUGCUCACAUUGUUCAGAGUUAUUUUCAUAAUAUGUUCUCCACAGAGGGUUACGAUGCUGCUGCUAUUGAUCAUGUGAUGUCUGUUGUUCCUCAUAUUAUUUCUGCUGAAACUAACCAAGCUCUUCUUCGUCCUUACACAGUUGCUGAUGUGUAUGAUGCUCUUUCUUCCAUGAAAUCGGAUGGUAGCCCAGGUAUAGAUGGUAUGUCUGUCAUGUUUUACAUCAACUAUUGGGAGAUUGUUGGCGAUCUUGUUUCUCGUACAGUUCUCAAAGUUCUAAAUGAUGGGGGAGAUCCUUCAAGCUUCAAUCAAACUGUUAUCACCUUAAUUCCUAAGGUUAAGAAACCGACUUCAAUGUCCCAGCUGCGCCCAAUUAGUCUUUGUAACGUUCUAUACAAGUUGGUCUCGAAGUCAAUAGUGUUACGAUUGAAGCCUUUUAUUGGUGAAGCAAUCUCAGAUUCUCAAAGUGCGUUUAUUCCAUCUCGUCUAAUCACUGAUAACGUACUUAUUGCCUUUGAACUGCUACACUCUCUUAAACAUUUAAAAAGAGGCAAGGAAGGUUAUGCAGCCAUCAAAUUAGACAUGAGCAAAGCCUUUGAUAGGGUCGAAUGGCAUUUUAUUCAGCAUAUGAUGUUAGCUUUGGGUUUUCAUCCAGCAGUGGUCGACCUUGUUCAGCGAUGUAUUCAAAGUGUAUCUUACUCAUUUCUUAUCAAUGGUUCGGUGGCGAAGGAAUUUGUUCAUCCAAGUCGUGGUAUUAGACAAGGGGAUCCCUUAUCCCCUUAUCUUUUCAUUAUUUGUGCGGAAGGUUUAUCACGACUUCUCCAACAUGAGGAGGCUAUUGGUAAUUUACAAGGUCUACGGGUCUCACGUUCUGCUCCAAGUGUCUCUCACUUGUUCUUCGCGGACGAUAGUUUGGUUCUAUGCCGUGCUAAUCGACGUUCUGCAGCUGCCAUUAAAUCAUCCAUUGAUAUCUAUUGCCGAGCUUCGGGCCAAAAACUGAAUGUGGACAAGUCAGUUUUAUCUUUCUCCCCAAAUACUCUCCCUUCAAUCCAAACGUGUCUACAACAGAUUUUGUUAAUGCCAAUACAACCGUGUCAUGAGCGCUAUUUGGGUCUUCCAUCAUAUUCAGGAAGGGAUAAAAAAGUCUUGUUUGCUGAGAUUAAGGAAAAGCUAUGGAAAAAUCUUUCGGCUUGGCAAGAGCAAUUAUUUUCUAUUGGUGGUAAGGAAAUCCUCUUAAAAGCUGUUGCUCAAUCUAUUCCGACAUAUGCUAUGAGUUGCUUCCGCCUCUCUAAGUCACUAAUUAACCAAAUUGAAGUGAUGAUGAAUAAAUUCUGGUGGGGUUCGAAUUCCUCUGGUUCGGGCAUUCAUUGGAAGACUUGGUCUCUACUUUGUGCUCCAAAGGUGGAAGGAGGUUUAGGUUUUAAGAGCUUCAUUCAUUUUAAUCAAGCUUUACUAGCGAAGCAGGCUUGGCGCAUCUUCUCCAAUCCUUCUUCCCUGUUAAGCCGCAUUCUCAAAGCUCGAUAUUACUCACAUUCCUCCUUUUUGGAUGCUGGUAAUGGCCCAUAUCCCUCCCUUACUUGGCAAGGGAUUCAUUGGGGCAAAGCUUUGCUUUCAAAAGGUCUUAGAUGGAAAGUGGGAGAUGGUCAAGGCAUCUUGUGCAAAAGUGAUCCUUGGCUGCCUGGUGUCACCAACUUUCGUCCUUUGGUUGUGACUGGAAUUGAGGAUCAUGUUAAGGUUUCUUCUCUAAUUACAGCUGAAAGGUCUUGGAAUUUAAACUUGCUGAACUCUUAUUUUAUUCCUGCUGAUGUUGAGCGAAUCCUUAGCAUUCCAUUGACCCUAACUCCAUAUUCGGAUGCACUUAUCUGGCACCAUGAGCAUAAUGGCUGCUACACGGUGAAAUCGGGUUAUUUUUUGGCUACUAAUUUGGAGGAACAACAGCCUAGUAUAUCAGGUACACAAUCACAGCAAUGGUGGAAAAAAUUCUGGCGGUUGUCCUUGCCUUCCAAGGUCCGUAUUUUUUUAUGGCGUGCGAUAAAUGAUUGUAUACCGGCUACUGCUGUUCUGUUUCACAGGCAUAUAGCUCAGUCCCCAAUUUGUCCACUAUGUCAACAAGAUAGUGAAUCAAUUAUGCAUGCUUUGUUCUAUUGCCACAGGCCUAGAAAAAUUUGGAAAUAUUCCUCUUUCUCACUUGAUAAUAUACUCUUUAGCAGUAUGACUUGA
This is a messenger RNA of Cannabis sativa, 3402 nucleotides long. RefSeq lists its product as uncharacterized. The record is from RefSeq and is a predicted model, not a curated record. The coding region runs from base 1 to 3402 and encodes 1133 amino acids. The transcript has a single exon. NCBI's taxonomy places the organism in Eukaryota, Viridiplantae, Streptophyta, Magnoliopsida, Rosales, Cannabaceae. Gene Ontology annotation, molecular function: catalytic activity.